AGCGGCGUCCUCUCAGGCGCUGCUCAAUUGGCCGUGCGGUCAUACGUUUCCCGGCGGCUGGCGUAGUUCCCACGGAGCGCGGAGGCGCCACAAAUGCCUGGCAAGCGGGGUAGUGAGCGUGAGAACCAACUGAAGGUUAAGCGAUCUCGCGAGCCGCCUCCCGGCUCUCAAAUCACGCUCUCGGCAUCGGCCCGGGCGGGCGUGGGAGUGGCCCCUGCGAUCUGGGCAGCAAAUGAGGCUACUCCAGGCGGAGCGGAGGCGAUGGGCCUCAUCCCGGGUUAGAGGAGGCGGAGAGCCAUGCCUCUGGAAGACACGAUGAAAAGUCUCUAGACGUUGAAAGAAGGCGUAACGCCGACGUGGGGCGCUUUUUGGGCGUCAAUGCGUCAACGAUGCUCACUCACUAUUGAGAAAAACAAGAAGGCCAUCACGGAGUGUUUCGCCCCUCUUCUCUACUGCACUCCCCGGGGUGUAAACAUCAAGAAGAUGGAGACCGAGUUAACCUUUUAGGUCAAGGACGGGAUCAGAUGAUCCUGACAGCUUCUUUCCUGACUUACCCCAUGCUCAGGACCCUUAGCCUGCAGCUCCAUUCAGCUGUCACUGGCAGUUAUGUCUCCGGCACUUACUCCAUCGUCUUUGUCAACUGUCCCAACGAGCAAAUUGCCAGAGAUAUUGCCAGGGCUAUACUGGAUAAGAAGCUGGCUGCCUCUGUGAACAUCCUGCCCAAGGCAUCCUCAUUGUACUUUUGGAAUGGAGAAAUAGAAGAAGCCACUGAGAUCCUGUUGUUAAUAAAGACAAAGACUUCCAAGGUCCGCAUGCUGUCCAGCUAUGUCAGGUUGGUGCAUCCUUUCGAGAUCCCAGAGGUCUUCAGUCUUCCUAUGGACCAAGGAGAUGUGCACUAUUUGAAGUGGCUGGAGGAGGGCAUGGAGGAGGACUGAGGGGGGCGGCCUUCUGUGAAUCCUGCUGGCUUCAUCAGCUGCACUCUGGGGAAAGGAGGCCUCUUUCUGCCUCCCAGCAUCUCUGGAUUCCUUGUUUUUGUCAGCACAGAGGAGCUAAGUAACUUGUAGAGGAUGAAGGGCCAAGGCUCCUGAGGCUAUAAGAGGACGCUGGGCCAAUCGGGCCACGCAAGAACCCAUGGAGCGUGUCUCUGAGUGCUUCUUGCCUACAGGUGGCCAAGGUGAGGGCAAGGAGGGUGUGCGGGGGACAAGGGGAGGUGGCAGUGAGGGUGAGGUUUGUCAUCGGCAGCAGUCACUGGGCCACCUCAAGUGUCGGGUGGAAUUACUCUCCUGGUUUUCAGAAGGAGAAAUAGACCUGGUGAUCUGUUUACCUAGAAGUGUGUGGGUUGAAGGUCACCUUCUGGAGGAACUGGCAAGCACUUUAUUCAAAAGGAUGGAUUGUGAAUGGUGCAAUUUCAGGGACAAGCAAGAUUAUUUCUCCUAGCUAAGGGUGGCACUUGUUAUUCCUGAGUCCUGAGUAGUGGGUCCAGGAAUGGGCUUCAGGAGUGUGUGUAGGACUGGGGAGAUAUUAGCACUUAGAUACAGCUCAUGGGUUGGGAAUACGUCUUGACCUUCCUAGCCUGAAUGUGACCGGCAUCAGAAGGUUCUGGUGCCUUGCUCAGUGGAGACAGGCUGGCUCAGUGGAGCAUUGAAACUGAGCAUCCUAAAGCAGAAAGAACCCUGGGGAACUUCCAGACCAGUGUUUCUGACUUGCCCAGAGGUUGACAGAGGUAUGGGGAUUGCCUGCCCUUCUCCACCACCUUCAGCCAGUGCAACAGAACUGUUUAUUUUAAUGUAUUGAACUCACAUGAGAUUUGUGAAGCUUUUAAAAAAGUUUUCAUCAAAAGUUAUAAACCAGUGAUUUAAGCCCGUCUCCACUUUAUAGGUUAAGUAGA
Molecule: messenger RNA, 1888 nt
Organism: Myotis brandtii (Brandt's bat)
Lineage: Eukaryota; Metazoa; Chordata; Mammalia; Chiroptera; Vespertilionidae
Product: protein CutA homolog
Exons: 6
Coding region: 525-935 (136 amino acids)
Biological process (GO): response to metal ion
Molecular function (GO): copper ion binding
Source: RefSeq, a predicted model, not a curated record